Messenger RNA from Eriocheir sinensis (Chinese mitten crab), 2449 nucleotides. RefSeq lists its product as uncharacterized. The record is from RefSeq and is a predicted model, not a curated record. The coding region runs from base 167 to 820 and encodes 217 amino acids. Lineage: Eukaryota; Metazoa; Arthropoda; Malacostraca; Decapoda; Varunidae. The transcript is spliced from 6 exons.
GAGUUGAAAUAGUGGGUAGCACUCAGUCUCACUCUCGCUCGCAGGUCGCACCUUCCCAGCUCGCACGAGAUCAGUGUGACGGUGGUUCUUACCGAGAAGAGACGUGCAGUCAGUGUGACAUCGCCAGACCGGCAACCAGGGCCCUUCACUUGUUCUACAGAGAGAGAUGCUGGCGCGGUUCCUGCUAGCGGUCGGGGUGGUGGUGGUGGCGGUGGUGGCGGCGCCCACGGAAGAGAAGGGCCUUCCCGCUGAGCACCGCCAGUCCUCCACACAGGCACAGACGCCCCACCCUAUCGAGGACAUUAUGGACGCUGUGUUGAACUCUGAGACCGUAUCGGCUGUGGAUGAGGCGGCAGCGCAGGUAACCAGCGUCUUCGGGGAAAUCAUCGACGACCUGGGAGACUUUGUUGUGCAGAGAGUAAAGGACCUGCCGGACACUAUCAAGCAGGUGUCCGACACUGUGAGCAAGGCGGUGAGCGACGGCCGGGAGCAGGUGGUGAUCGUGGUGAAGGGAGUGAGGAACCGAGUACAUAACCACACCACAGCGGCCGUCCCCACCGUGGUGAAGACCGUGGACAGAGUGGCCAACGCCACCACCUCCUCCAAGACGGCGGCCAGCUUCCAGGACCUCCACCAGCGCAUGGCCGUGUCGCUCAGCCGCAUCUUCGGGUCCCUCUUCUACAACAUGGACGAGAUUGACUCGGCCAUGGCCGACGGAAUCAGACGCAUCACAGUAGGAGACAGAAACUCGAACAAGGCAGACAAGGCCUCAUCUCAGCCACCUUCACAACAACAAAACGAAGUUGAGGUUUUGUCAUAAAUGUCCUGAGGAGAAGGGCCGCAGCAGGACUCCGAUGUCUCCUCCCAUUGCCUGUACCGGUUGAAGUUGUAGCGGUUAUGACUCGAUAGAAAUGGUUUGAACCAAUCUACUAAAACCACAGACCUAUUUAUAUCCUGUAUACUUUAAUAUAAUACUGACCACUAUGAGGCAAUAUGUAGAGUUUUACCAAAAGCAGUUUUUCUCCCUACAUGGAUGCAACACCCAUGAAUUCACUGCCUUACGGAUUUUUCUCUUGGUCAUUAUUCAGUGGAAUGACCAUCUCAAGAAGUUAUCAUUCAAAUGUCCUAAGUGUAAGGAACGAAUGGGCAAUCUUUCAAACACAUACACACACACACGAUUGUAGCUCAGGCCCAGGGGUCUAGGACAAUUGGCCUCGGCCACCUGGCCGCAGACUAAUUGGCCGCGGCCAACUCGCCGCCAUAUGGAACUUUUUGUUGUUGAUAGGUAAAAUUGUGUUUGAUAAAACAAGAAGGUUGAAAUUUCUUUAUGGAAUGCUCUAUUGAAAUGAAAAAAUAUAAGAUACUUAUGCAAAACUUUUAAAAUUUCAAAAUUACUUUAUUAAGUAAUUGAGAAGACAAAUUAAGAUGCAACUGAAAAAAUCAAUGAAAAGUUAUGGGCAAGUCCCCCAAGAUAUUCAUCAAAAUUUCUACCCUCAAAUUCACUGACAAUUGCUUUAAUUCUUUCAUCUACUUGUCUGUAUUUCUUCAACUUGACAAGAUGGAUCUUGCCCUGCGAUCAGCUGCUCGGAAUAUAGGUCUCUUCCACGUUGAACUUAUUCAAACCAUCAAUAAAUUUCCAAACAGCAGGAUGUUGCAUUCCAACUUAAUUUUGCAGUCUUCCAUGAGCAGCUUCUGCGUGAUUGCUUGUCCUGUCUUCGUCAUUUAAGGAGAGUUCAUAAACGUGACACAUUUCCUGUGGAAAAAGUGGAGCACGUAUGCCAUUACCCCUUCUGUUUCUUCUGCCAACAUAGUUGUCCUCAAACCAACCAAGAAGCACUUGAAGUUAAUCUGGCAGCUCAUCAGAGAUUUUCCAAUGCUUGUCAAAUAAUCCAUGGGGACAAAUGCCAGGGCCAUUGUUUGUUUUUCUUCAUUCCUACCUUCCCCAACACACAGUCGUUUCCAUCACAACUAUCAGAGAGCUAUCACAGACUUAUCGCAGUCACCUCCCGAUGUUUUUAUAAAAAUAAAAAUGCAGGUUAGCGGAGGAAGUUAAUGGGUCCCAUUAGGGUUACCAAAUAGCAUAAACCCAACCUAAGUCAGUCAUCAAGAGAUUCGUGUCUUAUUAACACAAUCACAUAUGUAUCCGCGGCGGUCAGUUGUCCCAGUCCCCAGGCCCGGUAUACUGCAACUAGGUAAACAUACACACACACACCAGACAAAUUAUUUUCAUUAACUGUAGCAGAUUCAGCAGCGACGUUGGUACAGACUGGCAACAAAUACAGUCUCUGCUUGAAUGAUGCACCACAUAAGCUAAGUAGCUGUAAGAAACUGCAUAAACUUUGUAGAAAGGAUACCUAGCUUCAUUUAAAAUGGCCCUAGUUUAUUUGGUAGUGUAUCUUGUUCUAUGUACUGUUGUGUGUUGAAUGUCUGAAUAAAUGUUUUGAUACUA